This is a messenger RNA of Vicia villosa (hairy vetch), 1649 nucleotides long. Its product is annotated as L-2-hydroxyglutarate dehydrogenase, mitochondrial. Gene Ontology annotation, molecular function: (S)-2-hydroxyglutarate dehydrogenase activity; (S)-2-hydroxy-acid oxidase activity. Lineage: Eukaryota; Viridiplantae; Streptophyta; Magnoliopsida; Fabales; Fabaceae. Bases 53 to 1357 code for a protein of 434 amino acids. The record is from RefSeq and is a predicted model, not a curated record. The transcript is spliced from 4 exons. Gene Ontology annotation, cellular component: mitochondrion.
AAACAAAUUGAAAAGAAUAACAACAAAAUCUGCAUCCAAGUGAGUUACUACAAUGCUGAAGAAAACAAUUCAAACAUUGGUACGAUGUGAUGUUCAUAUGAAACGAAAUCACUUGUUUGGCAAUUGUGUUAGAAACAUUAACAGCACUUCUCAAAAUGAUAGAACAACCUCGUACUCUGUUCCAAGGGAGAAAGUAGAUUGUGUCGUGAUAGGAGCUGGUGUGGUUGGAAUAGCAGUUGCAAGGGCAAUGGCACUCAAGGGUAGAGAGGUGAUUGUCAUUGAAUCAGCACCUAGUUUUGGGACUGGGACUAGUUCUCGAAACAGUGAAGUUGUUCAUGCUGGAAUUUAUUACCCUCGUGAUUCUUUGAAGGCGAUUUUUUGUGUAAAAGGAAGAGAAAUGUUAUACGAGUAUUGCUCAAAGCAUGAUAUUCCACAUGAACAAACUGGUAAGCUUAUAGUGGCUACUCGAUCCUCCGAGAUUCCAAAGUUAAAUGAAAUUUUAAAUCAUGGUAUUCGGAACGGUGUUGAUGGUUUGAAGGUGAUAGACGGUGUUGAUGCCAUGAAAAUGGAACCAGAAUUGCAAUGCGUGAAAGCGAUACUAUCACCUCUCUCAGGGAUUGUCGAUUCUCAUUCUUUAAUGCUCUCUUUAGUGGGGGAAGCUGAAAAUCACGGAACAACCUUCACCUACAAUUCAACCGUCAUCGGCGGACAUAUAGAAGGAAAUGAGAUUUGUCUCCAUAUAUCAGAAACAAAGAAUCUUAAAGAAUGGAAUGAUACAUCAAUUUUGCAACCAGAAUUAUUACUUUUUCCUAAACUUGUAGUAAACUCUGCAGGCCUUAGUGCCCCUGCCCUUGCAAAAAGAUUUACCGGUCUACAAAACCGAGUUAUUCCUCCUGCCUAUUAUGCGCGUGGUUGCUACUUCACGUUGUCGAAUACGAAAGCUCCUUUCAAACAUUUGAUAUAUCCUAUACCGGAGGACGGUGGACUUGGAGUGCAUGUUACUUUAGACUUGAACGGUCAGGUCAAGUUUGGUCCGGAUGUCGAAUGGAUCGACGGUGUUGAUGAUAUCUCAAGCUUUCAAAAUAAGUUCGACUACUCAGUACAUGCAAACCGCGCCGAGAAGUUUUAUCCAGAGAUAAGAAAAUACUAUCCAAAUCUAAAGGAUGGAUCUUUGGAACCAGGAUACUCGGGGAUCCGACCUAAACUUUCGGGACCCUAUCAGUCACCUAUUGAUUUUGUUUUACAGGGAGAGGACAUUCAUGGAAUACCUGGACUUAUUAAUCUUUUUGGAAUUGAGUCGCCUGGUUUAACAUCAAGCUUGGCAAUUGCAGAUUUUGUUUCUACUAAAUUUUUGUGAUGACACAAAGCUAUGCAGUGUGGAACUUGAAGAUGCUUGACAUCACCAAAAGACACAUUGUUAUUGUACAUGAGAAAGGAUUUAGAGUCUUUGACUUUACAUUCUUUAACUUAGCAUUUCUUUUGUAUACACCAAAUGGGGGACAUUUUUUCAUGUAGUGGUUUCCUCCACUAACAUUGAUGUGCUCUCCCUUGAACACAUUGAGAUAAGAAUAUUUGCUACUAAACUAGUCAAAUAAAGAUAUUCUUAAACAAGUACUAACAUUUUAUAUUUUCAAUACAAUAACAUAUAU